Megalopta genalis is the source of this 7718-nucleotide messenger RNA. NCBI's taxonomy places the organism in Eukaryota, Metazoa, Arthropoda, Insecta, Hymenoptera, Halictidae. The record is from RefSeq and is a predicted model, not a curated record.
AUGUCGUCUUCCGCCUCGCAAAGUCCCGACAUCGCGUGCGCGAGCUUGCCGCUGGAACUACUGGCGGCCGGCGCGCUCGGCGUCAAGGAGGAGCGAGAGCUCACCGCCGCGGAGGAUCUGUCGUCGUCCCAGGAACCGCCGAGUAACAGUGGCAGCAGCGGUGGUGGAGGUGGCGGCAGUGGUGGCGGUGGUGGUGGCGGUGGUAGCGGUAGCACAAGCAGUAGCUGUAGUACAAGCAGCAGCAGUGGCGGCAGCGGCGGAGGUGCCGUCGGUGGCGCCGGUGGUGGCAACGGGAACGGCAACGGCAACGGCAACGGUGGUGGAGGUGGUGGUGGUGGCAGACAGAACGCGAGGGAGUCCCUGUCGGUGAUCGUGCCACCUCAGGACGUGGACGUGGACUCGCGUGACGCCGACUCGGAGCUGCUCAGUCCGGGCAAGCUAACGCCGACGUCGGGGAUAAGCGUCUCGGUCGCGAGUAUGAUCGACGCGACGGACUUCAGGGCGAUGCAGCCGGAGCCGACCUAUCAGACACUGACCUCGGUCGCGGAGAGGAUGUCGCCGCCUGGCUUCAGCCCGGGCUCGUCUUACGCGACCCUGACGCCGUUGCAGCCGUUACCGCCGAUCUCGACGAUGAGCGACAAGUUUGUGUACAGCGCGCACACCGCUGGCGGCGUCACCGGCAGUUUCGCGGUCAUGCAGAACAACGGCCUCGGUAACAUCGGCCUCAGCAUGAGCAGCUCGCCGUACGCGUACGACAAGCUGCCCUCGAUGAGCAUGUCGCCGCCGCACAAUUACCCUUCGCCCGGCGCCGGACUACAGCCGAGCCCUUUGUCGCCCCAGAGCGCCUACAGCCAGAGCGGACUGAACUCGCCGCACAAGUCCGCGAGCCCUCACUACGAUCCGGCCUUUUUGCCGAGGCUGCAACAGAGCCCGGCGGCGUUGAGCCCGUCGUCGCCGCCGGCCGUUUCGGCGACGGCCAGUUUCGCGCCCUCGCAUCAUUCCCCGCCCACGCACUCGGUGCCGGCUGCCUCGCCGCCUCCCAUGCAGACGCAGCUGCAGCAACAGCAGCAACAGCAACAACAGCAACAGCAGCAGCAGCAGCAGCAGCAGCAGCAACAGUCGAUGCAGUCGCAGCAGACGAUAUCGCACACGCAGCACGUGCAGCACACGUCGGUCGUGAUGAAGACCGUCUCGACCGCUGGGAACGGGGCCGGCGAGGUCGAGGAGAUCAACACCAAGGAGCUGGCCCAGAGGAUCAGCGCCGAACUCAAGAGGUACAGCAUACCGCAGGCGAUAUUCGCUCAGAGGGUCCUGUGCCGAAGCCAGGGCACCCUCAGCGACCUUCUGCGCAACCCGAAACCCUGGUCGAAGUUGAAGAGCGGUCGCGAGACCUUCCGACGGAUGUGGAAGUGGCUGCAGGAGCCCGAGUUUCAGAGAAUGUCGGCCUUGCGGCUAGCAGCCCUGAGCAACUGCUCUGAGAGCGGAGGCGAGCCGGAUGCCAUGCUGGAUAUCCACCACCCAGGAACCGGUCUCGAGUCUCAUCACCAACAGUUUCACAACUCAUAUGCUGCACAGAUUCCUCAACGCGCACCAUGCAAGAGGAAAGACGAGAUGGCGAGCCAGGCAGAACACCAACAGCCCGCCCCCAAGAAACCGCGCCUGGUUUUCACAGACCUUCAGCGCCGUACUCUACAGGCUAUUUUUAAAGAGACCAAGAGGCCGUCGAAAGAGAUGCAGGUGACAAUCGCCAGGCAGCUGGGCCUGGAGCCGACGACGGUCGGCAACUUCUUCAUGAACGCUCGACGCCGCUCCAUGGACAAGUGGAAGGACGAGGACCCGAAGACCGUAGCGGUCGACGAGGGACAGCUAUCACCCACAAUAGGUAUCGGGCAACGGCAGCCAAGCGACGUUUUGUGACACACGUCCGACCACGAGGAGUACCACGACGAGUCCCCCGAAGAGGACCUGCCCUUCUCGUAAGGGCGGCCGCACUUUGUCGCGUAACACGCGGCGCGACGCUCGCGAUGCUGCGGAUAUCUCGAUCGUGCGAGUCACGACCAACUGACCUGGAACGUCAGUUUAAUCGGGCGACCCUAGGCCAUUGCUAUGCCGCCCCGGAGCCCGAUGACGCCCAUCGGUCAUCACCCGCGGCUCCGGAUCCAGAAACACAGGGGGUCGCUGGACGUGGGGAGGGAUGCUCCGCGAAAUUCCCCCGGGUUCUCCGCGAACUCGGGGGGGAAACGUGGGGAUUUUUGUCGUUGGCAGCAGCGUCUCGCCGACGGAAACCGUCCUGGAGAUGUCUCGGGACGUCCGCCGGAAAAUUAGCGUCGCUCGAUCAACGAUCCGUCAACCGCGGUUCGAUCAACCGGUGAUCGAUCCGUCAACCGCUUCGAAUUUCUCCGCGACAAAAUUUGCAUUUUCUGAACACGAUUUUCUGACACUGUCUUCUUAAAACAGAGAACUCCGCGUUGUUCAAUCAUCGCGAGUUCCCGCGAAUACAAAAUUGCGUAAAACUAAAGCUCCGUGCUUGCAUCGGAAUCGGCCGGUUGAAUAAUUCGUUCGCGCGCGCGCUCUGUCGUCGGCCAUUCCUGCGAACGAUUAGGGGGCGAACUUUUCCGGCGGUUCCGAGAUCUGCGAGGCGUUUUUCUUCGGAACAAGACGGAACUGCAUACCGUGUCAGCGGAAAGUCAAACGAGUUUCAAGGCGGUCUCGACCGCUGCCGCUCCUCGUUAUUAUCUUAUGGUCUCGCUCGAAGUGCUGGACGAAUCGCACGCGCUCGGCUACGAUCAUUUUUUAACGAGAACGAGAGCCCGUGAGCGGCGGGGCAUCGUUCGUGAAUAUUACAGACGAGCCUCGCCGCGUCCCACGGCGACAAGCCGACGAGGAAACUCCGAUUCCUCCGUAACAAGCGUAGAAAAAGAUCCGAAAAAACGAUCGUGCGAAACGAUCGUCUUCGCCGGGCCUCGAACCCGGCGGCCAAGGUCGCGUAGCUCAAGGUCGAAUCUAAAUUAUCCGGGAUCGUAGUCGAGGAUCCGCGGCGAUUCGGCCGGGACUGCGAUGGUUUACGAAAAACUGUCGACGUUGCAUUCGGCAACGAGCUUCGAAGAACGUUCCAGCGCCAUCGAAACCGAGCAUCGUCGAGCACAGCGUCGUGGAUCGCGGUCAGCCCUCGACUUCCGGUCGGGGAAUCUCUCUCCCCCGUGAUCCGGGGGAACGAUCUAACGGGAUCGUCGUUUCGCCGUUCGCGUCCGCGGCCACGGGUGCCAUAAUUUGUUGCCAUAUUAGCGUAAGCAGCGAGAUCUGCCGCCGCGGAGGCGGCUUUUUCUCACCCCGCCGCGACGUGUUCCGCGAGAAAUUUUCUAGUCGACGCGCGCGCGCGCCAAGGUCGUCCGCCCGAGGGCCGCCAUAUUUUAUCUAGUCAAAAUUAGAACGAGGAGAACGCGCGCCUCGGGAUCGUUUCCCUUUUUCUCUUUCCUGAUCCGCGUCCCGAGCCUGCUUUUGCUCGGGUCGCAACCCGCCUGCCAUCCUCCGGGCCGGUUCUAACCCUCGGCGUUAUUUAUAAACAUUGUUUAACAAUCUGUUGGACGUUUAAAGGUCGAAGGAGAAUACGUUGUUGUUCGCCGAGGGGGUUGAACACGGCCGCCUUCCGCGACCCUGAUCCUUUCAGCUGGAUCGAGAUGGGGCUGUAAUUAACUCUUGUAAUCUCGCGAGCCGGUAAACGUUCGAUACGAUUCGAUAGCUUCAUUCGAGAGCGUUCCUUUCCGAAACAAAAAAGAAGCGUUGAAACGAGAGUGCCCCGGUGCCGUUUUUGUUUCAAGUAGAACGAAAUGUCGCGAGGACGGAUCCCGGAGGGUCGCAAGACGAUCGACGGUUCCGAGAGAAUUCGGUGAUCCGAUCGACGCCCGCUCCUGCACCCGUGCGGAAACCACGAGAAUCCUGCAUUUGCUAAAUAAUAAUAAACUAAUCGCAGAGUUUACUACCCGGAGAGGUCCAUUUCAUUUCCUGUAAAUCCCUACCGUCUACGAAAUAGCGAAAUUAAAGGAGUUAGCGCGGGCAGGAAACGAAGUCGAUCGCGAGCGCCAAAACUGUAAACCGAACGGCGGGGGUGAGAACGGCGACGGCGGGGGACGGGAGACGGGGGGCGAGAGAACGGUCCCGACUGGAAGCUGGGGGUUGAAUCUAGGGGUGAUAUUCGACUCGUCGUGUCCUCGUUGGUCGCUAAACGGAACAACCACCGGGAGACCCGUGAACCAAAAAAUUAAACAGGGACGCGGAGGGGAACGUGUCGACGUUCCUCGAGGCACAGACCACACUGUACACAGAUAGAAACGGAGCGAGGAAGGCGUACAGAGAGAUCCGACAAGAGACGGAGGAAGGACGGUUUAGGAUCGCUGGAGAAACCGAGAGGAACAAAAAUAUAGGGAGAGGAAAACGUGAGGGGAGAGAGAGAGAGGAGAGAGAGAGAGCGAAGUAAAUAAAAUUCAGAUAAAAUAAAAAAUGAAAAUAAGUGGCAUCGUGUCGAGGGUGCACGUGCCAAGUGAUAAUAUAUAUUCUAUGUAUGUAAUGAACAUUGUAUAUCAGAGUGGACGCUGUUUUGCGCGAACCGACAUAGAAGAGAGAGAGAGAGAGAGAGGGAGGGAGAGAGCAGAGGAGAACGGGACACGGGACGUGCCGAGGAUGAUCGUUCGCGGGAAUUAGUGGUUUUCAGUGUUCACCGACACGCGAACAGCGAGCGGGAUCGAAUGCGUGUUUGUGUGCGAGCGUCCGUGUGAGUGAGCCAGCGAGAUAGAUAGCGAAAUAUGUCCGAGAGAGAAAGAGUGUGAGAGAGGAAGAGCGAGAAAGCGAGCGAGAGAGAGAAAGAGAGAGAGAGAGAGCGAGAGAGCGUGCGCGAGAAAUACAGAGACGAAACUUAAGCGAACCGCACUCGAUACCGUGCCGCAAUUGUGCUGUGCUAUUGUACAUAUUAAAAGAGAUAGGGCAGGGGGGAAGAGAGACAGCUGAGAGAGAGAAUGAGAGAGAGAGACUUUCGAUCGCGCGGAAGAGCGAUCGCGAAGGCUAAGAACGAGUCUUCUUCCCGCGUGUCACGCGCGCACCGUUCCUCCCUCGAGCGGAAACGCUCGUUUUUCCGAUCUACGCGCGAUUUACCGAUCGUUUCGAAGGUCCUGCGGCCUCUUUCGAAUGCCCGAGAGUGAUCCGCGGGUCUUUCGGAGUCUUUCAACUGCGACAUUUCCCCGGACAAAUGCAGGGAACCGGGAGGGCUGGUUUUGUAAAGAUGUUUUUAGGGUUUCGGCUGUACUUGAGAACGCUUCUAACACCGACAAUGAGUCUUUUCGAAAUGGUUUCUAGGCCGGAAAAUUGCCGGCUAGAUUUUUGCAUUGGUUUCCGAUGGUUUUGGAAAUUUUCCGCGAGUUCGGCAUCUCCGACGGGGCACGUUCUUUGAAUAUUUUCGACGGCGACUUGCACCGAAGCCUCGGCUGCUUUCGGCGUCUUUUCGUAUUGGCCGCGAGGAACAAAAUUAACGGCGAACAGGUCCUCGAGAAGCCAUCAAACGGUAAUGAAUAAUAAAAUAGCUAGAACCACCCGUAAAUCGUUUCCUCUCGUUUCGCCGACGCGUUCGAAGCGAACGUCUCGCCGAAAUAGAUCACCGAGCGCAGCGAAGAAUCCGCCGAUCACUCUAGGACCCGGCGGAAAGGAACGAAUUCUAAGAAUCAUCUGUGCUAAUCGACGCGAAACGCGUUUCCGCGUUGGCCGGAGAGAAUCGCGAAAGGUUCUCUACGCUUUUCGAGGAACCUGCGACAGUUCACACGUUUCGUUGUCCGACGUUUCGGUGCGCGGCCGUGGACACGCGGGAAUCAGAAUCGCGCGCGUCUGUUUCGCCGGAAAUCGGAGCGGGGGGGAUUGAUAGUGGCUGCAUCAUCGUACCAAAAAUAAAAAGAGAGAGAAACGAAUGAAAGAAAUCUAAGGAGAACUGGAUCACCAAGCACCGGAGGGCAAACCGGGAACGCGGCCGUGUCGGCUCGGCCGUCGAUUAUAAGAUCAUAUAUAGUACAAAGUAAACAUAUAUUAUUGUAAUAACGGUUUAAAUCUAACUAUAAGAGGAACGUCGCUGUUUCAACGGGGUGCGGGACGAGGGGGUUGUAGGUUCCGAAUCGUUCGGGUCGAGUUCUUUUUCCUUGGGGAAGGGUCAGACGAUUUUCAGAGAUCGGCUGAUUAAUAUCGAGCCUGUGCGAGACUCGCGCGAAGAAACUCGUUAACUGUCGAUUUCAUUUACAAAAUCAAACGGAAUUUGUCGCGUUCAACGAUUUCGAUCGUACGGAAGAUACUUUGAUCUGACAAUAUUGCUCCUUGACGAUAUGUUGGGGUGAGAGAUUCUUAGGAGAUUCUAAUGAGAUUCUUAGGUACAUCGAGAGGUAACUUUGAGCGACCUAUAUUACGGCAAACUAACGCAGUUUUUCUGUACAAAUUUUGACUAAAUGUAUCGGCAUAAUGUAGGUCGCUGAAUUCGCUUUUUUAGCCGCAACGUGGCAAUGAUCAAAAUACACGGUUCCAUUGGAUAAACUGAUAAUUGGGUCAAUAUCUCGAAAAAAUAUACGAUGCUGUAAGAUCGAAAGUACAGUCGCAUGAUCGGGCUCCUUGAACACGAUGGAUUUGGUUUCAAACAUUUUUCGACGAAGCGGAUGGAAAACGAGUUAUUUCGAGCGGAACGUCUCAUCCACGCACCUUCGAAUAAUUCCUCCCGCUCUGCGGCCUCGGCGCGCCGCCAUCUUGCGACAAGAUGGCCGGUGGCUGCGCCUGCGAUCAUCGAGUUCCACGACUAAUUCGCCGUCAACUACUUACGAGCAUUUCCAAGAGAAAAUCGCGAACUGCGGAUUAUCAUCUCGACGCAUAUCGAGCGGUAAAAAUGCUUAUCGAAGCCGAAAAUAUUUGGGGGAUGUUUAAGACGUCGUGCUUUUAAGAGACAAGAUUGGGUCCGCGAAGAUCGGAAAAUAAAAUAUUGAAUCGCGGAAGUAUCGGAUUCGCGGAAAAUAAACGAUAUUAACAGACAAUAAAUUCCAAAGAAAGUAAUUCGUAAAUCGACGAGUCCGUGAAGUAACAUCAAAUUCGCAGAGUUUGGAUCUUAUUAAAAAAUUAACGAAAAUUCCUUCAACCGCUUGGAGUACUCUUUAAAAGGUACAAGAUGGAAAUAAUUCGUGGAAUCGAAUCAAAUGACAUUGUGGAAAAAUCACGAGAGUCGAGUGUCGGACGCGUCGUUGACGGGAGAAUUUUCGAGAAGGAUCGAGAGACCGGAGGUGGCCGCGGAACCGGAGGAAAUUCGAGGGUGGGUCGCGAAGUCCGGAUCUCGGGGACUCGCCUGAUCGGUAGAUUCUGCGGGAGGACUGAAAUCUGUACGAUAGAACCUGUAAAUACAUGGUUAAUUGCGUUCGCGAUCGCGGAUGAUUCUUCUUAUCGAUCGACGUUUAUCAUCGGCAUCGUCACCUCUUCGUCACUGUUCGUUGUUACGAUUAUUUCAAUCGCCAUUUCCCCGUACGACAUUUCAAAUCGCGGUUUUCAUUGUCGUUUUUCCGUGACGGUUUACCAUUAAUUAUUAAUUAACGACACGCAAGUUCGUUUGUUGUACGAUGGGCGUACACCGAGACGGUUUUGUGGGUGGCAGGAUGUUCCGAGAGGGAUGAGAAUUUAGACACGAGAACAGAUGUCGCGUUCGAGUUAGAAAAAUU